Molecule: messenger RNA, 1830 nt
Organism: Spirodela intermedia
Lineage: Eukaryota; Viridiplantae; Streptophyta; Magnoliopsida; Alismatales; Araceae
Source: the annotation of a GenBank genome assembly
AUGCUGCCAGGCGUCGGGGGCAGGAGAGCGGUGGCCGGCCUGCUAGGGCUGGGGAAUAGGGCCUCCGCCGCCCUUGGGUCCGGCGUGGGGUUGAGGGGGUACCACGAGAGGGUAGUGGACCAUUACAACAACCCGCGGAACGUGGGCUCCUUCGACAAGAAUGACCCGACGGUGGGGACGGGACUGGUGGGCGCCCCGGCCUGCGGGGAUGUGAUGAAGCUCCAGAUCAAGGUCGACGAGAACACCGGAAAGAUCGUCGACGCCUGCUUCAAGACCUUCGGUUGCGGUUCCGCCAUAGCCUCCUCCUCCGUAGGUAUGCACGAGUGGAUGCUACCCGCCUACCUCAAGGAGCCGCUGCCGUAUCAUCUUUCAGCUUUGCUGCUAGGGCCGUCGUACUUUUCCCCUCUAUCAUCGUCUGCCGGUCGCACCUUUCCGUCUUCUUAUUCUUUUACUCUUUGUUAGGGUUAGGUCUUGGGUGCCGUGAUGGAGGAUUAUUUUCUUUAUAUUUUGAUUUUCUGAUGGAUGCUGGUUCAAGCUCACCCUUAUCCCUCGGAGAUUGAUAUGUAGCUUUAGCUUUAUCUCGUAUCAGGGUCCCGUAGCAAUGUGUCUGCCCAUUUUUGGAUUUUUAUCUUUUGUGUUUGUGGUACCGUUAUUUCCAUCGAUUUAUUUGAUUAUAUGGUCGAGCGUAUAACAUACGAUUAAUUAUGUAUUAUAUUCUGCAGCUACCGAGUGGGUGAAAGGGAAGCAAAUGGAGGAGGUGCUAUCCAUUAAGAAUACGUGAGCCUCCUCUUCUCUUAUUUUUAUUAUUUACAUUUCUCCUCCGUAUCUUACUUUUGGAAUGAAUGUGCAUAGGAGAGCCAAAACUAUCGGUAACACAAACGUAGAUUCGAUUUUGUCACGAUUGAUAAAGAAUUGAAUACGCCCUAGGCCCUUUGAGAAAUUGAUAGCCUUCAGUCUCAUUAUCUAGUUGUAGAUGCUGUUGCUUGAGGAUUCUGUAUGAGCUGUGCCUUUGGUGUGGAGAAAAUGAUAAGCAACGAAUAGUUGAUACUUCGUUCAUUAUAGGAUUUUUUCCAUUUUAUUUCAAAAAUUUCACGAUAGAUUUUAAUGUGGUUUGUGCUAUUUAUUUUUUUGCUGUUAAUUUUAGAGAAUAACUGUGGGAGGGCCAAUCAGCUGGGACUUUUAAUGGAUCAAAUGUAAACUAUUGGAAGCUGGCAUCAUUGAGUAGUUAUCUUCACCCAAAUGGAUCAAGUCGUCUGAUUUAGAGGUUGUGUGAAUGGAAAAUAAUGGAGCACGGUUUUAUAGAGGCACAUGGGUUAUCGAAACCUCUCUGCAGCUGUAUGGUCAAGUGAUUCCGUGGAAGUUCUUCGCCGGUGAAAGCUUGUGUAUCUUUCUCAACAAAUAAAAUAAAAUCUCGGAGAAGCUUGAUUUUCUCAAGUUUUAGGCUGCAAAUUUCUGCUUGAUAUUAUUUACAAGUAAACCCAUGAUCAACCAGAACAGGGGGAUAGACCCACGUGAGUUCAUAGAUAUUUUGAUAUUUUCAGUUUGACUUGCAUCUAGGAGAUGUAACAUUUCCAGUUUUAGCGUUGGCAGUGAUUGAUUUAUUUACUGUCUAAUUGUUAAAAAUGCUUAGUUUAAAAAUUAAAAAAAGCUGUUUUUUGAUGUUGCAGCGACAUUGCAAAACAUCUUUCACUCCCUCCAGUGAAACUUCACUGCAGCAUGCUUGCAGAAGAUGCGAUUAAGGCUGCUAUAAAAGAUUACGAAAUGAAGAAAGCAAAACUGACAGGGAGCACUGGAGAUGCACCGGUUGGCCAAGUUGCUGAAGCAUCAUAA